AUGAAUGUUGAUUAUUGGGUUUAUGUUGAUGUUAUAAGGAUCAGCAUGAGCAGUCAACCAUGCUCAUCAAUGAGCUAUUAUUGUAGAAAAUCAUGGUAUGAUACUAAAUUUAUUGGUAAUUUAGCAUUAGUCUUUACAGACAUUAUUGAAUCAAAAUCUAUCUCAAGGUUAAAAAACUGUGAAUCUAAACUAUUUUAUUAUCAAUUUAAUAACCAAAAUAUCGAUUUCCGUUCAUUCCACAUUGGAACAAAGUGGAAUGGUCAAGAAGCAUCAUCGAAAGUUGAAGAAACAGUUAAAAAUAUUAAAGAAGAAAAAGAAAAUCAAAAAUUGAAAACUAUUUCUACAACUAUUAUUUUCAAAGAUCAAGAAAAAGGACUAGAAAAAAAACCAACUCGUUGGCAAAAAAUUAAAAUAGAACUCUUACAUUAUUAUCAUGGUUUUAGGCUAUUAGGAUUGGAUAUGAAAGUAUCAGCCAAACUUAUUUGGAGAAUUCUUAAAGGACAUGAAUUAAGUAGAAGAGAACAUAGAUUGUUAAUUAAAACUACAGGUGACAUGUUUAGGCUUAUCCCAUUUUCUGUUUUUAUAAUUGUUCCUUUUAUGGAAUUUUUACUUCCAAUAGUCAUCAAAAUUUUUCCUGGACUAUUGCCAUCAACUUUUCAAACUGCAACUGAAAAAGAGGAUAAAUUAAAGCAGGCUUUAAAAGUUAAAAUAGAAAUGGCCAAAUUUUUACAAAAGACUUUAGAUGAAAUGGCUGUGCAAUCAUCGGAUCAUCGUUCUGAAAAAGCCAAAGAAUUUGCUGACUUUUUUUAUAAAGUUAGAACAACAGGAACAGUUGCUACAAAUGAAGAAAUAAUGAAAUUUAGUAAACUAUUUGAAGAUGAAAUUACAUUAGAUUCAUUGUCUCGGCAACAAUUAAUUGCACUGUGUAGAGUUUUAGAUGUUCAAACACUUGGUACAACAAAUUUUUUGAGAUUUUUAUUAAGAAUGAAAUUGAGAAGCCUUGCUGCAGAUGACAAAUUGAUAGAAAAGGAAGGAGUUAAUACUUUAACGAGAGCAGAAUUGCAGCAAGCAUGCAGAGCUCGUGGUAUGAGAGCAUAUGGAAUGCCAGAACAAAGAUUAAGAGAUCAAUUAUUUCAAUGGCUUGAUUUAAGCUUGACUAAGAAAGUGCCUCCUUCAUUAUUACUUCUUUCUAGAGCAUUGAUGGUGCCAGAAACAAUUCCUAUGUCUGAUAAGUUAAAAGCAACUAUUUCUGCUCUUCCUGAUUCGGUUGUGACAUGCACUAAAGGAGCAAUUGGUGAAAAAGAGGGAAAAUUAGACCACAAAACUAAUAUCGAAAUUAUAAAAAUAGAAGAAAAAAAGAUCGAAGAAGAGAGACAAGAAGAGAAAGAAAUCAAGCAAAAAGAAAAGAAAGAAAAUGGUAUAAAACCACAGACUAUUGAAGUUGGACUAUUGUUGAAUGAUGAUAAAAUUACAACGAAAGACGUUAAAGUUUUAGAACAAGCUCUAGAUUCAAUUGGAAAGGAUAAAAAAAAAAUGUCUGUAGAAAAGGAAGAAUUAAAAGAAUUAAAAGAAGAAAUGGCUGAAUAUCAAGAAGAUAUACAGGAAUUGAAUCAAUUAAAGAUAGAAGCGAAAGGUUUAACAAAUAUAGACACUAUAAAAGUAUCAAAGGGUGCAAAAAGACUUUUUACUAAAGUAAAUAAAAUGAUAAGUAAAAUGGAUGCUGUUCUAUUGGAAUUAGAACAAUCUGAAAAAAGAAUUAAAGAAGAAAUAAAUGCGCUUCCUAGUGAAAAAAAAUCCGAUUUGGAAGUCACUGCUGAAUUAGUUAGGAUUGAUGAACUAAUUGCAGCCAUUAAACAAAUUCAAAAUGUUCCAGAUAACCAUCGGUUAACUCGAAUCACUGAAAUUCUUGGUAAAAUUGAUGAUGAUAGAGAUGGUGCAAUAAAAAUUGAAGAUGUACUUAAGGUCAUAGAGUUAAUUGGAAAAGAAGACAUUAAAUUAAGUAAAAAUCAACUGAACGAAUUGAUUGAAUUAAUGGAAAAAGAAGAAGUACUUGAAGUAGAAGGUCAAAUACAAAAGGCUUUAAAAAAAGAAAGUGAAAAAUUAAAAAAUGAUAAACAAGAAGAGAUAUUUGGUAGAGAUAAAAGUAGUUCAAACUCUACAGUUCCAUUUACAUCUAUUGAAAUUAGAACACAAGCAAAUAACAUUGAUGUAAAUACUAAUACGAAUACAAAUAAAAAUUUUGUUCAAUCAUCUACAAUAGACAAAAAAAAAUCCGAUAAUUCGACGAUUUUAAAAAAUUCAAAAUCUAUUAAUAAAACGUCGAUAGGAUCCAAUGUUCCAUCAACACCAAAAAAGGCUAAAGAUUCCAAACAGUUGUGAUAAAAAUAUUUCUUUUUUUUAAUUUGUAGCAUGGUUUGUGCAUCCAUGAUUCAUAUAAGAACAAUGAAAGUAUUUAACAUUUGGGUUUUCUGUUUAUUGAAAAGUGAAUAAUUAAAAAAUU
Molecule: messenger RNA, 2500 nt
Organism: Ceratosolen solmsi marchali
Lineage: Eukaryota; Metazoa; Arthropoda; Insecta; Hymenoptera; Agaonidae
Gene: Letm1
Product: Leucine zipper and EF-hand containing transmembrane protein 1
Exons: 7
Coding region: 1-2379 (792 amino acids)
Biological process (GO): intracellular monoatomic cation homeostasis
Cellular component (GO): mitochondrial inner membrane
Molecular function (GO): calcium ion binding; ribosome binding
Source: RefSeq, a predicted model, not a curated record